Molecule: messenger RNA, 4444 nt
Organism: Spodoptera littoralis (African cotton leafworm)
Lineage: Eukaryota; Metazoa; Arthropoda; Insecta; Lepidoptera; Noctuidae
Source: the annotation of a GenBank genome assembly
CGGGGCUCUGGCUCUAAGGGCAGGAGUAGGAACGGGGUGGUUUUUAGUCAGUAAGGGUAGAAGUCUCAAUGAUUUUCCCCCUUAAAAAAAGUACCUAUUUAAACUUAAAUACCUAUAGACUAAAAUGUCUUUGAUUCUGAGUUAUCUAAUCUUUAAGGAAAUUGUUAAAAUAACGUAUGUGUUUUUAAUUUAAAAAAUGUAGCAUGAAACUGCGGAGAUGAAGAACUGAAGAUGUUCUUUGUUUAUGCCGGCUGAAGAUUUAAUAUGAUAUUUGUUUUAAUAAUUCGACGCUCCCAACCAAGAACUCGGUAAUGUGCUAUUAUCGGGUUUAUGCUGUUAUGUCAAUUUCGGCGCGUAUGGACUUGAAUACACCUUGACAAUUUUUCUCAGAUUUUUCCUAAUAAUAGUUACAAAGAUAUCAUGACGCCCAUGUUUAUUGUUGGGAAUUAAUACACAAUAAUAUCUCGGCAAAAAACAUGUUAUACAUCUGUACGAAAAAACAAUUUAUAUUUUAUUUUGGUAAGUUGCGAUUACCGGGUUAUUGCCGUAAAUAAUUUUCAUGAAGAUUUAGGUAAACGUGUGUACGGGGUUUUUGUUGAAUUCAUUGUAAAAUACGUAUUCCGUAAUACACACUAACAAUGUUAUUGAAGAUUGGUAUUGGCUCAUUAAUGUACGUAAUAUUUCAAUACGGUUAAUUUAUUCCAAAUUUCAAUACACCUAGGUUUGUUCUGGAUAUUACUGUUUUUGUCCAGCCGCGCAAUAGUUUGCAAAGCGCAGUUGUCUCUUUUUUUUGGUAGUUGAUAGACAGUAAUAGAUAUAUGCCACGCCCCCAACAAGUGUUAUUGGCCAUCGGCUCGGUGCGUAAAGUUUGUUUACGUAAACAGUUUCAUUCAGAUCUCUGGACUUGCACGCAAAUAUUUGCGCCACGCUCGAUAUUAUUUAAGUUUUUUAGCGAUAAACGGAUAGGUAGUUUAUUAGUAAAGUUAUUGAGUGCACAGUGAUAAUGAGUUUUAGAAGAAAUAGACCAUUAAUAAAUGAACGUGUGAAACGAAUGCUUCAAAUGGUUGAGGACACAGUUAUUACAAGCGCUGAUCAAGAGGCAGAAUGUCCAGAAAUAACUCCGAAGGCAUCUACUAGUGCAAUGUCUGACGGCCAAACGUUAUCAAAAGAUACAGAUUGCGAUAUUAUUGCAGUUGAUCCCGAAUCUAGUGUAAAAGAAACCUUUUCCAAUCAAGUUCUGUCAAAAUAUGAGUUACGAGGUACGUAUUAAAUCCUAACCGUAGAUAAUUUUAAUCAUCACAUUUUUUCUGUGACAUUCAAAUUUUUAUAAGUAAGUAGUAUUUUUACAUUCCGUAGCAAAAUAACAAAAAAUAUGCAUAUUCCCUAUGUUAUUGAUUACAGACAAAACGAAUAAAAAAUACUUUGAAACUGAUCAGGAAUCCGAUGAAGAUUUUUCGCCAGACGUCUCGGAAUAUGCUCCUAGUCCAAGCUCAAACAUAUUCAAGAGUCCAUUAAGUAGCGUUUCAAGUCUAAGCGGAGACUCUGCAUGUAUAAAUAAAAUUAUAGCAUUCCCAGAAAUUAUUAGCACUCCAUCAACAAUUUCUAAUCUAUCAUUAUAUUUAACCAAUGCUGAUUUCGUGGCUUCUUCAUCAGAAAUAUAUAAUAAUAAAGCAACAUUAGAUUUAUCUCACCCGAUUAUUGAAAAGGAAAAUCAAUCAAGACCAAACAUAAGAAGAACAAUAAGUAGCCAAGAAUAUAUAGAUGACACGUUCAAACCAGAUGAAACUUUAGAAAUUAAUCACAAUGAAACAUUGACAGGUAGAACCUCAAAUGAUUGUUCACAUGCUAGGGAAGUUGUAACCGACAAUGAGGAUAGUCCAAGCUUAAUACGGAAAAUUUGUAGCGAAGAAGAAAACAAUGAAACUUUGAGACCAGAAGAGCAGUCAGAAAGUAACAAUGACACAACAUUGACCGGUAGAACUUCAAGCGAUUGCGAGCACAUGGAGGCAGUAGAAAACGAAAAAAAACUGACUAGGAAACGCAAGCAGAAUAGAAGUGAGUGGCGUAGUAAAAAAAAUAAAAUCCUCAAAAAUUCCGGGAAAGCCUACGAAGGGUGCAAUACUAAAAAAAAAUAUCCUGAAAAAACUAUAGGCUCCCCAUGUGCGUGUAAAAAGGGUUGUGGCCAAAAAUUCAGUCCGUCAGAAAGACAAGCUAUAUUUGACAAAUUUUAUAGUCUGGCUGAUCGCGAACAUCAAUGGUUGUAUAUCAGUAGAUAUGUCCAAGCACAAACUAUUAAACGAAUGACGUUAGACCGUAAAAACAACCGCACACAAACUUUGAAUUAUUUUUUCCCUAAUUCAAAUAAUGAAAAAAUUCCUGUAUGUAAAAAAUAUUUUUUGAAUACUUUACAAAUCGGAGAAUAUGUGGUGUAUACAGCAAUGGAAAAAGUUAUGAAAGCAGAUGAAGGACUUAAGGAUAAACGGGGAAGACAUGAUAAUAGGCCUAACAAAAUGAAUACUAUGACAGAAGCCACUAUUAAAACUCACAUUGAAUUAUUUCCUAAAGUACAGUCGCACUAUACAAGAGCGACUUCAAACCGAGAAUAUCUUUCAGAAAACUUAAAUAUUUCAAAAAUGUUUCGCUUUUAUACUGAGUGGUUUACAGAACAAAAUCACACUGAUGUUGUAAUGGCAACAAAACGACAAUACGAAACAGUUUUUAACUCCCAAUAUAACUACUCAUUUUUCAAACCCAAAAAAGACCAGUGCCUUUCAUGCUCCAUUUAUGAACAAUCAGACGACACUAUGAAAGCCACCCUUGAGGAAAAACAAAGACUUCAUUUACAGAGAAAAGAAAAAGUAAGAUCAUUAAAAAAAGGAGAAAUAGAGACAGCUGACAAAUCUAAUGUGACAGUAGCAAUAUUUGACUUGCAAAAAGUGUUGAGUGUGCCUCAAUCUGAAGUAGGCGUAUUUCAUUACAAAAGAAAAUAUCCAUGCUACAAUUUUACCGUUUUUGAUGCAGUACGAAAAAUAGGAUAUUGUUAUGUGUGGCACUACCAAAUUGCUAAAAGAGGCAGUUCAGAAAUAGGAAGUGCUUUGUUAUCUUUUUUUAAAACUGAGCGUGAGAAAGGUAUAACCAAGUUUUCAUUAUAUUCGGAUGGAUGUUAUGGGCAGAACAAAAAUCGUUACAUUUUCGCCCUUUAUGUAUAUGCUGCCAAACUUUUUGAUAUAACCAUAACUCAUCGUUUUUUUGAAACUGGACAUAGUCAAAACGAGGGAGAUUCCAUGCAUGCAUGCAUAGAAAAAAACUUAAAAAAUAAAGUUUUAUAUACGCCUGACCAAAUUUAUAGUAUUAUUUUAAAUUCAAAGAUUACUGGCGAAAAAUAUCGUAUCAAAGAAUUAGAGCAGUCCGAAGUUUACGAUUUAAAACCACUCGUAGAAGACAAGUAUUGGCGGUGCGAUAAAGAUGGAAAUGUGAUCCGCUGGGCUGACGUCAUGGAGGUAAGCGUAGUCGAUACACAAGCAAAUAAGUUGUUUUUCAAAUAUAAUUUUGAAGACUCUUAUUCAGAGCUUGAUAUAAACAACACUCCCUCUACCUCAGCUAGACGACGAGGACGAAAGCGUACGAGUACUCAAGAUGCAGCUGUAUAUAUGGAUAACAUUGCAACGCGCUUACCACCAACGUAUACCAAUAAGCAAAGCUUUGCAUACAGACCUCUUGAGUUUAUGUAAAAGUGGAGCUAUUCCUCAGAGCUACCAUUCUUUUUAUCAAUCUUUGUCGUGUUCUGAAGCUGUGAACGAAAAUAUUUCUGAAGAAGAACAGAACUAAAUUGAAGAGUUUAAGCUCAAAGUUGAUUUUUUAGAUUUUUUAAUUUGAUUUAUUGGAUUAUUUUUAUUAAUAAAUGUCCUUGGUUAAUUAAAGUAUCCAAUUUUAUUCUGUGGUUUAAUAAAUAUUACUUAAAUAAUCGAAAUAUUUGUAUUUUUUCGUAUUAUUUACCUACUAAUAUUCAGUUAAAAUAUUUUUUAAAAAUUCGGUAUCGAGUGGUAACAAUAACACUGUUAUUCUAAAUUUCCUCGUAAUAAUAAAGUCAUGAAUCAAUACCGUUUUUAAAAUUAUUUGAAAUUACCACAAUAACUCCGUAAAAACACGUUAUGUAUCAGCCCCACGAUAAAAAAAAACCCCGUAGAAGUCCAUAAUAUAAUGUUAUGAAAUAUUUCAUUUGAUAAAUUUACUGCAAUAAUCCCGUAAGUACUAUUACCAUAAUAUUUUAUGUAUAAAAUUUUAGGUAUUAUUUAUUUUCCUAAAUUACUAGGUAUUUAAUAAAAGGAAUGUCAUUUUAAUGGCACAGGUAUAUUCCGCAAAAAAAUAGCUUUCAUUUAACACAUCAAUGACUUCAAUAGUCCCACUCGUUGAAAAGGUAUUUGAUAAAAUCAGUAAAUCUUUU